Messenger RNA from Mollisia scopiformis, 1678 nucleotides. RefSeq names its product alpha/beta-hydrolase. The coding region runs from base 100 to 1461 and encodes 453 amino acids. NCBI's taxonomy places the organism in Eukaryota, Fungi, Ascomycota, Leotiomycetes, Helotiales, Mollisiaceae. The record is from RefSeq and is a predicted model, not a curated record. Gene Ontology annotation, biological process: lipid metabolic process. The transcript has a single exon.
CGAAAACAAACCUCCUUCCUUUUGACCCCCUCGAACUCUUCUUCUUUGUCUUGUCCGGCACGAAAGUUUACACCGAAUAUGUGACGAGCAUAACGCAAGAUGCGAUACUCGAGCAUCAUCACCACUCUCAUCGCAACCUCUGUUGCUUCUGCGCAUCCCUCGCCCCUCCGAUACACCGUUUCGGAAGCGCCGAACCUCAACCUUCACUCCACAGAAUGGAAUAGCAACAUCUCGAUUCAGCUCUUCGCUGAGCUUGAAGAGCUGUCGCGAAUAGUCGAUAUCUCCUACUGCGUCGGCACAACAGGGAUCUCGAAGCCAUUCGAAUGCGUCAGUCGCUGCGACGAAUUCCCCAAGUUCUACCUGGUCGACACCUUCAAUACUGGGCCAUUGAUGAGCGACAGUUGCGGAUACAUCGUGCUGGAUCACGGUACUGGCAGAUUAGGACAAGGCAGAAUCAUUGUGGCAUUUAGAGGGACAUACAGCAUCGCGAACACCAUUGUGGAUUUGAGUACUGUGCCACAGGAAUAUAUCCCUUAUCCCGACAGUCCUGAUAAUUCGAGCGAUCCUGACCAACCUAUACUUCCCACACAUGGACAUCAUCGAUCGCUAUGGGAUUACGUUCCCAAACCUCCAGUUCUGAAGAAGCUAUUUGGCGCGCAAGUGGAGGAAGAAAAGAAGCCUGAACCGGUUAAAUGCAGCAACUGCACAGUUCAUUCUGGAUUCUGGACUUCAUGGCAAAACACAAGGCCGUUUGUUAUCCCUCAUCUGAAGGUGUUAAAAGAGAAACAUCCGAGCUAUCGGGUAGAUCUUGUGGGACAUUCACUUGGUGGCGCAGUGGCUGCACUUGCUGGCUUGGAGCUUGAUGCUCUUGGCUGGGAACCGGUUGUGACCACGUUCGGCGAGCCGAAGAUUGGGAAUAAAGGCAUGAGGAAUUAUGUUGACGGCAUUUUCGACUUGCCCUCGGAUGGUGACUCUGAGGCAACAAAACCUAUGCAUGCUGGUCGAUAUAGGCGUAUCACUCAUGUUGACGAUCCAGUCCCUCUACUGCCACUCCAGGAAUGGGGCUACAGAUCUCAUGCAGGAGAAGUGUUCAUCUCUAAGCCAUCUCUCCAGCCUGCUGUCUCAGAUCUUCGCCUUUGCUUUGGCGAUGAGGAUAUCAACUGCAUCGCCAGCGCUGAGGUUGAUGAAUCGUGGUUUCAAGAUGGACAAGCAGCCGAUGCAGCCGAGAUCUACAAUUCUGCUGAUGGUGACGUGGACUUGGAGAUUGAAGAAGCAGACGGGGAGAAACUCAGCAAGAGAUGGGGCGUCCCGAUACCAGCGAGGUACAAAAUGUGGCAGCUAUUCUUUGCGCACAGAGACUAUUUCUGGAGACUUGGUCUCUGUGUCCCAGGUGGUGACCCACUGGAUUGGGGCAGAGACAGGUAUCGAUUUGGGGACGAAGAUGGCAGGGAGGAGCUGUAGUUGGACGAAAAAAUAUGCGCUUGACAUUUUGAAUGUCCAAAAGUAACAUGGACAUUCUCGCGAUUGUGAGUUGGGUUCAAGCGUGAAACUUGGUGCUUGGCGUUGGAUAUCCAGCUUUACGAAGCAACAGGAGUUGUAUUAUGGAAAACAAAACAAUCAGCUAAUAUAAUUCUCUAACACAUCUUAGAUUAACACAAAACGAGUUUUAAGGACCUGG